This is a messenger RNA of Haemorhous mexicanus (house finch), 585 nucleotides long. RefSeq names its product cathelicidin-B1-like. Gene Ontology annotation, molecular function: lipopolysaccharide binding. NCBI's taxonomy places the organism in Eukaryota, Metazoa, Chordata, Aves, Passeriformes, Fringillidae. Gene Ontology annotation, cellular component: extracellular region. Bases 1 to 585 code for a protein of 194 amino acids. Gene Ontology annotation, biological process: defense response to Gram-negative bacterium; antimicrobial humoral immune response mediated by antimicrobial peptide; defense response to Gram-positive bacterium. The record is from RefSeq and is a predicted model, not a curated record. The transcript is spliced from 4 exons.
AUGGGGCCGUGCCGAGCGCUGCCACCGCUGCUGCUGCUGCUGGGGCUGGGGCUGGGGCUGGCUGGAGCCUCCACGGCAGAGCCACGCGGAUCCACGCUGGGACAGGAUGGAGCCACGCUGGGACAGGGUGGAACCGCGGUGUCCUCGUCCCCGCCGCGGUCCCUGAGCUACGGGGACGUGGUGGCGGCGGCCGUGGAGCUGCUCAAUGCCAGGGCCGUCAGUCCCUACGUGCUGCGGCUGCGGGAGGCUCAGCCCCGGCCCGGCUGGCCCUCGGACCUGCAGAGCCGGCAGGAGCUGAGCUUCACCCUGGAGGAAACCACGUGCAGGACACCGGGAAUGGCCACCAGCAACUGCAAGAGCCGCUGGCUCGGGGCAGUGACCUGGUGCCAGGGCUCCGUGUUCCUGGAGGGGCAGCAGCCCACGGUGGAGCUCUCCUGUGAGAAGGCGCCGGCCGCGUUUGGCCAAAUCUGGAAAUCCAAGAUCAAGGAUUUCUUUGGCAAGGUCAAGCAGCGUGUCCGGGGGUUCUUCCAGUGCGGUCGGAUCUGGAUCCGGGACAGGCUCAACCUCAAGGCACCCAGACCCUGA